Messenger RNA from Cryptomeria japonica (Japanese cedar), 1737 nucleotides. RefSeq names its product putative leucine-rich repeat receptor-like serine/threonine-protein kinase At2g19230. Gene Ontology annotation, biological process: protein phosphorylation. The record is from RefSeq and is a predicted model, not a curated record. The transcript is spliced from 3 exons. Lineage: Eukaryota; Viridiplantae; Streptophyta; Pinopsida; Cupressales; Cupressaceae. Bases 1 to 1737 code for a protein of 578 amino acids. Gene Ontology annotation, molecular function: protein kinase activity; ATP binding.
AUGAAUGGAAUCUCAAAAACCAUUGUUUUUCUUGCAGUUUUAGUUUCAGUUUUGUUCCCCACCUCAACUUGGGCUGAGACAAGCAAACUCCUUGAUUGCUCUAUUUCAUCUGCUGUUAAUUGUUCUUCUUACAUUUAUCUUCGAAAUGUUACUGAACCCAUCAACUCUGUUCCAUCAAGGCUCAAAAUUUCUGCCCUUGAUAUCAGUCCCUUUAAUGUUCAUGACUAUUUGGCCAAAAUUCCUUGUUCUUGCUCUGAUAAUUUUACAUUCUCUUACAGAGUGAAUUAUACAGUGCAACCUUCCAAUGUGGGUUUGGUGUUACAAGAGAUUUCUGACAAAUAUUUUAGCCAUACUGCAUGGACAGUUAAUCAAUCCAGAAUAUUAGAUUUGGGGGAUAAAGUAGAGUUAGCUCUGGGUUGUGGAUGUCCUAUUCCUGGAUGGAAAUCGAUUAUUUCUUAUGUGGUUACCGAUGAUGAUACGCUUUUUGAAAUAACUCCUAAAUUUCACUCCAACUUGGAUGCGAUAGUAAAGCUCAACAAUAUACAGGAUAAGAGAGUGAUAAUGAGUGACUGGGUAUACUUUAUCCCUUAUCACCAGGAAAAGCACCAUCGUAGAGCCAGAGGAAUAGUAAUCAAGGUUUCUGUCUCGCUUGCUGGGACAAUCCUACUGCUAUUUUUGUUGAUAAUUCCUUUCUACUAUAGCUGCCGCAGAAGAGGUUCCUCUUUAACUCAGUCUUCAACAUAUAUAGACAAUGAAGAAGCUCAAUAUUGGGGAGAACAGAGAAAACAAGAACAAAAUUUGGAUCAAGGUCUAUCUGCGUUGACAAAUCUUACAUAUGAAGAGAUAAUUCAAAUGAAAGGGUAUUGUGAGAGGUCUUACAAAAUUGGGCAAGGAAGCUUUGGAAAAGUGUACCGGGGCAAUCUGAAGGAGAAAGAUGUGGCUAUUAAGAAAAUACGACGUACAAGCAAAGACAGCAAAAGAUUAGUUGAGAAUGAAGUGGGACUUCUCCAUGGGAAGGAGCACAAAAAUCUUGUCAAUCUAAUCGCAUGGUGUGUUGAAGAACACACAUUUUAUUUGGUGUAUGAAUAUGUUAAUGGGUGCACUCUGGACGAAUACUUGAGAGAAAAUUCUUCUAUUCCUUCUUUGAGUUGGAAGCAGUGUCUGAAGGUGAUAGCUAGUAUAGCUGAGGGAGUAGAGUUCUUACAUCUCAGCAAAAUCAUACAUGUUGAUAUAAAACCUCAGAAUAUAAUGUUAGACAUUAGGACUAAUGAGGUUAAAAUUAUAGAUUUUGGGUUUUCAAGGCAUGUGGACUGGGAAGGAACCCACAAGACCACUGAGAGAAUAACAGGUACUAGAGGAUAUUGGUCUCCAGAAUAUUGCUUCAACCACAAUCUCUCCUACAAGCAUGAUAUUUACAGUUUUGGUAUUGUGGUAUUGGAGGUUAUAACAGGGCAGAGGCAUGUUGACAAUGCACGAGGCUCCAGCCAGUUCCAUAUUCCAGACUACUUACUCUACAUGAUCGCCAACAAUCGUUUUGAACAAGCUUUGGAUGAACGGCUCAAAGGGGAUUGCAGGAAUGAAUCUGAUUUGAUGAAUGCUUUGGCUGUAACAGAGUUGGCCCUCAAAUGUGCUGAGAAGGACAAGGAGGAGAGACCUGAUAUGGGUUAUGUAGUGAGAGAACUCUGUUUAAUGAGAGAAAAAAGUAUUGACAUAGAGUCUUCUGAGAUGGACCGUUGA